This is a messenger RNA of Lemur catta (Ring-tailed lemur), 856 nucleotides long. RefSeq names its product cerebral dopamine neurotrophic factor (gene CDNF). The record is from RefSeq and is a predicted model, not a curated record. Gene Ontology annotation, cellular component: endoplasmic reticulum. NCBI's taxonomy places the organism in Eukaryota, Metazoa, Chordata, Mammalia, Primates, Lemuridae. Gene Ontology annotation, biological process: neuron projection development; dopaminergic neuron differentiation. Bases 64 to 627 code for a protein of 187 amino acids. The transcript is spliced from 4 exons.
UCGGUGCUUCAGCCAGCCUUAGCCGGGCGGCUGGCGGUGCGCGAUUGGAGCUGCGGGCUCAGCAUGUGGUGCGCGAGCCCAGCUGCCGUGGUGGCCUUUUGCGCGGGGCUCUGGGUCUCUAGCCCGGUGCCGGCACAGGGCCAGGAGGCCGGGGGGCGGCCGGGGGCCGACUGUGAAGUAUGUAAAGAAUUCUUGAACCGAUUCUACAACUCCUUAGUAGACAGAGGAGUUAACUUUUCGCCGGACACCAUAGAGAAAGAAUUGAUCAGCUUUUGCUUGGAUGCCAAAGGAAAAGAAAACCGCCUGUGUUAUUAUCUAGGAGCCACCAAAGACGCACCCACGAAGAUCCUAAGUGAGGUCACACGUCCGAUGAGUGUGCAUAUGCCUGCAGGGAAGAUCUGUGACAAGCUGAAGAAGAUGGACAGUCAGAUCUGUGAGCUGAAAUACGAAAAGAAAUUGGACUUGGCCUCUGUUGACCUGGAGAAGAUGAGAGUAGCAGACCUAAAGCAGAUCCUUCGUAGCUGGGGGGAAGAGUGCAGAGCUUGUGCCGAAAAAACCGACUACGUGGAUCUCAUCAAAGAACUGGCCCCCAAGUACGCAGCUACACACCCCAGAACAGAACUCUGACCUUGAACCCGGCACACCAUGACUUGUGAUUAGAAAAAAAAAAAUGUCUAGUAUAUGGACAUGUUCAUGAAGGAUAACUAGGAACUGCAUUGUAUUUGGUCUCAUACUUUUUGUGUCAAUAUUAUACCUCUGAAUUUUGUUACUUUAUGAGUUUAUGAUUAAAACUACUAAUAUUACUGAUAUCAGACAUUUGCAGUGUACCACAACUUACAAGUACUUUUCUCAUACU